Messenger RNA from Schistosoma margrebowiei, 4566 nucleotides. The record is from the annotation of a GenBank genome assembly. Lineage: Eukaryota; Metazoa; Platyhelminthes; Trematoda; Strigeidida; Schistosomatidae.
AUUUUGUCCCCAAACGACCUUGUCAAUUCCAUUGGCGCUGUUACGAUGUUAGUUUGAGCCAAGAUGUUUCCCGUUGGCCAAGGGAAAUAUGAGUGUUUGGUUAAUGAGUAUGACCAUUCACACCCAGAUCCAAAUCUAAGAGGAACUCAGAGUUUUCAGAACAGAAAAGGAGCAUGGGAUCAUAUCCAAAAUUUGGAUCAGUUUUUCUCGGACAUUUACAAAUAUCAUCAGAGUGGGGGUUUCACUGUGAUUCUUUUGGCUCAAAUAUUAUGGCUCGUUAAAUUCAUAUUUGUCAUUUUUAUCACAAUCGAAUUAUCUGUAUGCACAAGAUGGAGUUAUUUAACAAAUAGCAGUAUAUUUGUUCAAAACUGGACUGAUAUCUUUCAACCACCGAAUCAAUGUUGGGCCUCACUACCAUUUUUUGCGUCACUUCUAGUUGUUGGUUCUGUGAUAACAAUUAUAGUUCAAAUCAUAUUUGUUAGUAUUCGAUUAAGUAGAUUUUGGGAAAUUCGACGGUUUUGUACCUAUAUAUUAAAUAUGCCAUCUAGUGAUGUUGGAUUAGCUGAUUUAACAUGGUCCGAAGUACAACAACGUUUACUUCAAUCACAGUGUGAUUUUCAAUUUUGUGCAUACAAAGUUAAUUUAGAUGAAUUAGAUAUAUAUAAUCGUAUACUUCGGCAUAAAAAUUAUUUAAUUGCAAUGAUUAAUCAAGAUAUUAUUCCUAUCAGAUUUCGUAUACCUUCUAGUUUAAAUCCUCAAAUAGUUUAUUUACCUGAUGGUUAUCUACUUAAUUUGAAACUUAUCUUGUUUUGGACACCAUGGUCACCUUUUCAUAAUUAUUGGCAGUUGAGAGCUGAUUAUAAAUGGGUUACUAAACGUCAUGAAUUAGCUGUUGAACUAGCUACUCGUAUACGUAUUCUUGGAUUGAUCAAUCUUCUUAUGGCUCCUGUAAUCUUCAUUGCUCAAUUAGUAACGUUUAUAUGCGCUCAUGCAGAACGUUUUCGAUAUCAACCAUCUACAUUUUUUGGACGUCGUUGGUCUAAUUAUGCCCGCUUGUAUUUACGACAUUUCAAUGAACUUCAACAUGAAUUUGAAACACGUUUGAAACAAGCAUAUAUUCCAGCUUCUCGAUAUCUUGAUAGUUUUGUAUCACGACCACUUACAGUUUUAGCUGAGUCAGGAGCUUUUAUUUUCGGUGGUGCUUCAGUAGCCUUUUUUAUUGCUGGUCUUAUACGUGAACAAAUGAUCCAUUUGCCUGGAUAUUUAGCUAUACUAGUUGGUGGUGGUUUAUUGGCUAGAUCAUGUCUUUCGUUGAUUCCAGAUGAGAAUAUGGUUUAUUGUCCGCGUAAUUUAUUAGUUUCAACCUUGAUGCGUAUCCAUUACAUGCCAGAUCAUUGGAAAGAACAAGCUGGCACGCAUCAAGUGAGGUCGGAAUUUUCACAAUUGUUUCAGUAUCGUAUGGUAGGUCUAUUGGAAGAGUUAUUUUCACCAAUUAUUACACCUUUAAUUCUUAUUUUUAUUCUUCCUAACCAUACUCUCGAAGUUGUUGAUUUUCUUCGAAAUUAUACUGUUGAAGUUCCUGGUGUUGGAGAUGUGUGCAGCUUUGCACAGCUGGAUAUACGCCGUCAUGGUGAUCCAAUGUGGCAACCAAAUACAGAAAGUAGCGGUGACGAUCAAAGUGAAACAGAUAAUGAUGAUCAUACAAAUGCAAUUCACUCUUGUUCGAGGAAAACUAUCAGGUCUAGUAAACGGGCAGAAGAGAUAACUCCAGCAUAUAACUCUAAUGAACAGAACGAAAAUACUGUACAAACUAAUCAUGGUGAUUCAAUUCAACACAGUGCUGCUGGUGGUAAAAUUGAACUUAGUCUUAUGCAUUUCCAUCUUACUAACCCAUCUUGGCGACUUCCACCUGAUGGUUUGGCUUAUCUGAAAUCAAUCAGAAAUCAAGCAUUAUUGGACUUACAACAACAACAACAGCAUUUAGAGCAAUUCCAAGAUAGUUGCAAAAAUAAUACUCAAACUUCGAAAAUUACUUCACAACCAACCUCAGGAAUGUUCUCAACUCUGUAUGGAACACAAGAAAGUGCAAUGACUAGUAUAUAUCGAAGUACACACCCUCACCUUCCCAAUGCACCAUGUAUUGAAAGUUCAGGUGUCCUGAAAAAUGUUUCUCAUUUACCAGGUUCUGGACUACUAUCUGAAAAUACCUAUGGUAUUGUAGGAGCUAUGGCUGAAUCUAUGAGAAGUUCAGGAUCUCAGUCAAUGUAUCGUUCCGGUUCCAAUCUCCGUGAACCUCAAGUGCCAGAACCUAAUGUAAGAAAGGUUUCUCAUAGUGAUAGUGGUACUAAUACAUUACCAUCAUGUACCAGUUACAACGUUGCAAAGAUUUCUCCAGAAACUAAUGUGGUGCCACAGAAACCUAAUUCAGAAAUGAUUAGAUCUCAGCUUGGUCCAGCCGUAUUUAAUUAUUCUAUGCUUGAUGGACCUACACCUAUAACCAUGAGCUUGAUGGCAGCAUCAGCACUGCAUUCUGCUGAUAAUAUGGGUCUUCCUUUUUACCAACCUUAUAAUUCACAGAUCGAGGAUGGUUUAAGCCAGCAUACUGGUUUUAAUAAUAGCCUCAUUGGAAGUGUAGGAGGCCGCCGCUGUACAGUAACUGACGUACUAACAGCAGACAUGUCAGUAAGUGCUCUUUAUAUUCACGAGCUUUUCCAUAGAAGACGGCAACAACGACAGAACCACGAUUCAAGUCGGGGCUAUAGUUCACAGCGUGGUAUGACAGGUAGUACUCCUGGUGCCGAUCCCGGAAACAAUCAAACUUUUCCCUCUACACAGUCAUCAAACCCACUAGGUGUAGGUGUUUACUCUACAUCUGGAUACUUACCUAGUUAUCAGUUGCCACAUGUUUCAUUUGCUCCGACUACAUUUACUAGUAACUCAGCCACUCUACCAGAAUCAAGAAAUACAGUUGAACGUGGUUCUCUUUACCCCACCUCACCAUCUUGUGAGCCUGGCAUAAUUAGAACGCCUUCAGAUGGACGCAGAAUACCUUCAGCACAUUUUACAGAUGUCACAGAAGAAGAUGAUGAAAAUGUUGGGACGCCUAGAUCGUGUAGAGAUACAAACGUUUCUGCCUAUAUAACAGGAAAUGAGUCACAUAUAAUUCGUUAUCCAAGUGGUCAAAUAACUACAGGGGGUGGUAUCAUUACUCUGUCAGGUAGUCCAUCGGUACGACCUCAGCAUGGUCUGUCAUACCAAAAUAUACAACAAACAAGUGAUCCAAGUUUGGGUUCAGUUCCUAAUAUUGACAGUGAUCCAGUAUGGCCUGAUUUGCCUCCAACUAAUUGUUAAUCUUAUUAUUAUACACACAAGUCGGUGUUUGGGUGUUCAGCUGUGUAAAGCGGUAAAUGGAUAUAGUUUUAACUUUAUCUCACCUUCCCAAUCACUAAUAGUAAGAAUAACAAUGAAGUAAAUCACCAUUAAUUUAUUUCAAAUAAGUUUUUAAACACUCAGUAACGCAUGCAUCCAUUCAUAUUUCUUUACUUUCUAUUUACUUGAUUACCCUAGCUAAGGUGUAUUUCAACCUAUCCAAACUACCAAAUUAAAAUUACAUCCACAUUAGAUUGAACAUAUUUUUGCUAAAUUACUUAAACUUGCUUUAUUAAUUAUGUUAACAUCACUUCACUUCCUUUUUUUUGAUGCAGCUAUAUAUAUGAGGUGGCUUUCGGUAACGCAAUAAUAGUUUAAAUGUUGUUAAUUGUUUUUAUUUGUAAUCCCUAUGCAAUUUGUUAAACUCUUGUAAAUAGGUUUAUAUUUUACCAAAAACGGAAACUCCCAUAGUAUUUUCUUUCCAUGUAUUUUUGAUUAUUUAAUGGUCCCAGUCAUUUUUCCUAAUCUAAAUUAAUAAAAUACAACCCAGCACAACAAGUGUAUUGGUUCAUUUCGACAUAUUUUGGAAAAAAACUGCAAAAUUAAUUAUGAGAAAUUGAUCUGUUAGUUUUAUGAUUUAGAGCUAGAUAAAUAGUGAAUCCCUAUAAUGAUGUCAGUUUCAAAUCAUCCGCUUCUAUUGUCGUACGAAUCUCUAUGAGUACUUUUUUUUCAGUUUAUAAUGUUAAAGAAAAUAUACAACCACGUUAUGAGUUGUGUAACGGCUAAGUCAAACUUUUGGAUUUUCUCAUAGUUUACAACUGUUGAAACAAUCACUAGGUUUCUACGCAAGAGGUAUGCCUAUGUGUAACAUAUUUUAAAUAUCUCAUUUCAUCUAAUGACCUACUACUUUUCACCGAAUUAUCUUGACUCAGAUAUAUCAAUUGGAAAGCCUCGUUUAUUAUAAGUAUAACUAGUUUUUCUGUCGCAAUGAAUCUUUGCAUUAAUACGAAAAAUGCAUGUUAUUUUCAUUUAUUUUGACGUAGCCAUCUCAUUCAGCUAAAAUUAACAUGUUAAUAACAUAAAUGGUAAACUCAGUCGACAAUUUUCUUCUUAGUAUGUGGUUGUUCAUGUUUUAUUCGCUACCAGAAGUAAUAUCCAUUAAGUUUCUAAAAAUAUAUUCUAAAAGAUUGCCUCAUU